This is a messenger RNA of Miscanthus lutarioriparius, 393 nucleotides long. The record is from the annotation of a GenBank genome assembly. NCBI's taxonomy places the organism in Eukaryota, Viridiplantae, Streptophyta, Magnoliopsida, Poales, Poaceae.
AUGGCCGCUGCUUCAGCAUCGCUGCUCCACCUCGCGACCCCGACCCCAACUCGCUCCACUCACCUCAGCGUCCGGCUCCCCACCUCUCAGCUGCGCAUCGCCACCGCGCAGCCGCCGCGGGCGUACAAGGUGACGAUCGAGCACGGCGGCGAGUCGCGGGUGGUGGAGGUGGAGAAGGACGAGACGAUCCUGUCCCGCGCGCUGGACGAGGGCCUGGACGUGCCGCACGACUGCAAGCUCGGCGUGUGCAUGACGUGCCCGGCGCGGCUGGUCCCGGGGUGGUGGACCAGAGCGACGGCAUGCUCAGCGACGACGUCGUCGCGCAGGGCAUACUGCGAAUUAUCUCCACUUUCAGUGGCUAAUGAUGCUUCAGUUCUGAAACUGAAACACUGA